Helianthus annuus (common sunflower) is the source of this 1582-nucleotide messenger RNA. RefSeq names its product serine carboxypeptidase-like 27. The transcript has 9 exons. Gene Ontology annotation, biological process: proteolysis. The record is from RefSeq and is a predicted model, not a curated record. Gene Ontology annotation, molecular function: serine-type carboxypeptidase activity. Gene Ontology annotation, cellular component: vacuole. NCBI's taxonomy places the organism in Eukaryota, Viridiplantae, Streptophyta, Magnoliopsida, Asterales, Asteraceae. The coding region runs from base 14 to 1399 and encodes 461 amino acids.
AGGCUUAGCAGUGAUGAAAGGUCACGCUUAUUCCCUUAUUUUUGUGUUGGCCUUAAUCACCCUCCUCCGCUACACCACAGCGGCUACUGCGGCCGCUAGCCGCCAACAUCGAUACCAACGCCUCAAAGACAAGAUCCGUAACUUGCCAGGGCAACCAUCAAAUGCGACAUUUAAUCAGUAUUCAGGAUACGUUACGGUUGAUAAGAAGCUAGGACGAGCCCUAUUCUAUUGGUUGAUCGAGGCCAGUGAUGGCCCUGCGUCGACAAAACCUCUUGUUCUUUGGCUCAACGGCGGCCCAGGGUGCUCCUCAAUAGCCUAUGGAGCUUUCGAGGAAGUGGGACCCUUUCGGGUGAAUCCCGAUGGGAAAACUCUUUCCUUAAAUCCAUAUGCUUGGAGCAAAGAAGCGAACAUGCUUUUCAUCGAUUCGCCGGCUGGGGUUGGUUUUUCGUAUACAAAUACUUCUUUCGAUCAAAUCACUGGCGAUCAGAGAACAGCGAGAGAUGCCUAUGCAUUUCUAGUUAAAUGGCUUCUGAGAUUUCCUCAAUAUAAACAUAGACCAUUUUACAUUGCUGGAGAAAGUUAUGCAGGUCAUUACGUUCCUCAACUAUCUCAGAUCAUAGUCAGAUUAAACAAAGGUGUCAAGAAUCCUGAAAUAAACUUCAAAGGUUUCUUGUUGGGGAACCCGUUACUCGACGAUUACUAUGAUAAUAUUGGGACAUUCGAGUUCUGGUGGAACCAUGGGUUGAUAUCUGACACCACGUACCAGAUAUUAAAUGAGUCGUGUCCAUACGACUCUUUCUUGUUUCCAAGUGGAGACUGUUACAAAUAUUUGCUACGAGCUUAUUCUGAAUUCGGUGACAUCAACUUUUAUGGGAUUUAUGACCCUCCUUGUCAUGAACUAGGCACCACGCUACCUUUGCCAUGGAUGUUUAGAGGGAACAAUAAUUGCGUUAUAAAGUAUACAAAAAUGUACAUGAACAGGCCAGAUGUACAAAAGGCUCUUCAUGCUAAUGUUACACGAUUGCCUUAUUCUUGGAUCACAUGCAGCGAUAUCGUUAGGGGAAGUUGGACGGAUUCACCCCGGACAAUGCUUCCAAUUUUCAAGGAACUCAUCAAGGCCGGUAUUCGGAUAUGGGUAUUUAGUGGUGACACCGAUGCUGUACUGCCAUUGACGGGUACCCGUUACUCUAUCAAAGCUUUGAAAUUGAAAACCCUAGAUGACUGGCAUGCCUGGUAUGACAAGGAAAAGGUUGGUGGAUGGAGUCAAGUAUACGAGGGGAUGACAUAUUUGACAGUGAAAGGGGCAGGUCAUGAGGUUCCAAUGGAUACCCCAAAGCUGGCGCUUACAGUAUUUGCGCAUUUCUUGAAGAGCAUUUCCUUACCAUCUUCUGCUCACUAAAUGUUAUAUAAUUUAGCAUCUUAUAUUUAUUUGCUUAUUUGGAUUUCCUAUUAUCGUAAUAUUCAUCGUGACAUAUUUGCAUGGAAAAUCGAUUUGGGUGUAUUAUUUAUAUCUUGUUUUAUUGGACAAAGUUCAUUGAGGUUAAUUUCAUUUAUGAUUACUGUAAAAUCUCGAUUCAUGAUA